Molecule: messenger RNA, 336 nt
Organism: Ostreobium quekettii
Lineage: Eukaryota; Viridiplantae; Chlorophyta; Ulvophyceae; Bryopsidales; Ostreobiaceae
Source: the annotation of a GenBank genome assembly
AUGAUGUUUGUGUGGCGUUUGCGUCUGAGAUGGGACGCGGUGACGGCAGGGAACUUCCGCAAUGGCAGAGGAGGAGUUGCCCAAGUCCAUCGCUUGCGUCUGGUGCUUUCCUCAGAUGGGCCUGAAGUAGCUGUUUGCGGGCGGGAUCAGUAUCGAGCGACCAAUUUCAAUUCCGCCGAGGUUCUUUCGUUGUCGGAGGACAUGGCAGGUAGCAAGGAAAGGAAGUUUGAUAGAUGUUUGGAGUCCAUUCGUUUCGCUAGUUUCUCUGUUUUCCCGCCACGGAUGCUCGCUGCAUUUCUAGGCUGGAAGCUGUGUUGCAGCCUGUGCAGGGAAUAA